Habropoda laboriosa is the source of this 450-nucleotide messenger RNA. RefSeq lists its product as uncharacterized. The record is from RefSeq and is a predicted model, not a curated record. The coding region runs from base 1 to 450 and encodes 149 amino acids. The transcript has 2 exons. NCBI's taxonomy places the organism in Eukaryota, Metazoa, Arthropoda, Insecta, Hymenoptera, Apidae.
AUGAAUGUCAAUUUGAAAAUCGGUUUUCUGGUGUUGUGGGCCAGCAGCAUCAUGCUCCCGCUCGCCGUUUCGUCUACCAAGGAACUUCUCGAGUGCCGGGCGAAUUUGACCGCGGCGAUCAGAAACGACACCACGUUCCUGAAGAAAGUUCGCCAGGCGGAUUACAUCUUCACCGGGAAAAUCAAGGAGAUGAAGAACGGACAGUUGCACGUGCGCGUGAAGAGAGCGAUCAAGGGUGUGCUGAACGCUACCCUAGAUCUCACGCUGAACGACACAUGCGGCCACUACAUACGGCGCAGUUACACCGGCAUAUUCAUGGCGCGACGUGGCGAAUCCGAAAUCGGCGAUCUUCGACACGUAGGCAAAAUCGUGAUGCACUUCGGCCCGGUGCCUCUUACUCUCGCCAAUCUGGACAGGCUCAACGCUGCUGUCAGAGUGAACCUUAACUAA